This is a messenger RNA of Scleropages formosus (Asian bonytongue), 1504 nucleotides long. Its product is annotated as protein S100-A1-like. Gene Ontology annotation, molecular function: calcium-dependent protein binding; calcium ion binding. The coding region runs from base 26 to 316 and encodes 96 amino acids. Gene Ontology annotation, cellular component: cytoplasm. The record is from RefSeq and is a predicted model, not a curated record. NCBI's taxonomy places the organism in Eukaryota, Metazoa, Chordata, Actinopteri, Osteoglossiformes, Osteoglossidae. The transcript has 2 exons.
AGACACUCUGAAACACUGGUUUAAAAUGGCUUCCCAACUGGAAAGUGCAAUGGAGAGUCUCAUCAGGGUGUUCCACAACUACUCCUGCCAGGAGGGAGACAAGUACAAGCUGAGCAACGUGGAGCUGAAGAGUUUGUUACAAAAUGAGCUUGGAGACUUCCUUGCAGGUUCUAAAGAUCCCUUGCUAGUGGAAAAGAUCAUGAAUGACCUGGAUAAGGACCAUGAUGGUGAAGUGGAUUUCAAGGAAUUUGUUAUACUGGUGGCAACACUGACUGUUGCAUGUAAUGAGUUUUUUGAAGACUGUUCUAAGAAUUGACAUUCAUCAAUAAACCCUGUGCAAAAAUGUGGAGAAUUUGAUGUCUGAGUCUGUUAUACUUCAAGCUAGUGAAAACCUUAAUUGGAGAAAGUGGGAUCAAGCUGUAAUCAUAGGUAUCAAGUUUAAUCCCCCUCAAUAUGUAGGUGCCAUACUUUCUAGCAGCAUGGUGGCACAGUGAGAAGUACUGUUGCUCACUCCACCUGUGUGGUGCGAAAGGAUGUGGGUUUGAUCCUUGCUCAGUCUGUAGGGAGUUUACAUGUUCUCCCCCUGUCUGUGUGGGGUUCCAUGGGAUGAUCUGGUUUCCUCCAUAGUUCUAACAUGCUAUGCAGGGGGAUUGGGGAAGGGAUGUGACUCUUAAGUAGUGUAUCUCACAUUAAGUCACCUUGAGUGAAUAAGAUGUGGGCUGAUAUUACUACAUAAUGUUCAUUGGAAGCUGCUUUGCAGAAAAGUGUCAAUUUAGUUUGGACUACCAACUUGUCAUGUGUACUAGCCCGUGUAUGUGGAAUAUCACCUGACUAAAAAUGUCUUUAAACUGUAGUGCUGGCUUUUCCAAGAGCAAUGGGCAGCAGCAGGGAGGGGUUUUUUUUUUUUUUUUUGUGUGUAGCAUUAGUUUCUUCAGCCUAAAACAGGGAAUACUGUGGCGGUACUCCAUUGAGGGAGUCUACAUUGAUGCAAUGGCACUUGACACCUUAAUUGGAUUCUUCUGGCUGCCCCCCCGAUUUGAAUGUUAGGAUUGCUGGAUUUAUCUCAAGUGUAAUUAAGUGUUCUGAGACAACGUGUUGUGAAGGGUGUUAUAUGCUUGUUGGGUUCUUACCCUGAAGAGAUGUAGUAAAGUACCUCAAAUACUAAAAUUACUGUGAGUAAUGGUACCAAUUAAGAUGCUUCCAUUCCAUGACCACCAGAGGGAUGGGAUGACAAGUGAUGUACCCAAACCUUUGGAAUUAUGUGAAAUGUUUAUACUUUGAACCACUCAUUCUGCAUUCAGUAAAACUCCCAGCUGAAUCUCAGCCCUGUACCAACUUACAUUUACUAAACCUCAAAGGAAAAUCCAUUUAUACAAUGUCAUGACAACUGUACACAAUUCUGGGCAGUUCAACCCAAGCCUGACUCUUAAUAUCAUGAUUUACACCCCUCCCCCACAGAUACCACCCCAAAAACAGGGUCAGAGUACAAAAAAAAAAAAAAAAA